ACAAACCUAAAAACAUGGAGAAAAAUAUUGCCAUUAUAGGAGCAGGCAUAAGUGGCCUUCUUGCUUGCAAAUACAUCCUCGAAAAAGGGUUUAACCCUGUGGUGUUCGAAGCCGAAGAUGCCUUGGGGGGAGUUUGGUACAACAACACAAUCGAGUCCACCAGAAUCCAAAACCAAAAACACGAGUUUCAAUUUUCAGAUUUCCCUUGGCCUCCUUCGGUUAAGGACUUGCAUCCGGACCACUCACAAGUGUUGGCUUACGUCGAAUCCUACGCCAAACACUUUGAUUUGUUUCGGUACAUAAGAUUCGGAUCCAAGGUUAACAGCUUGGAAUACGUUGGAGUGUCUGAAGAGGAGAUGAGGCUGUGGGAUCUAUGGGGAGGAACCGGCAAGGCCUUCAAUCCUAGAGGCAAAUGGCAGCUAGUCGUUGAAGAUACUAAGAAAGGCUCCUUAGAGGAAUACAAGUUCGAUUUCGUGAUACUUUGCAUUGGACGACAUAGCGGGUUGCCAAACAUCCCUGAGUUUCCACCCGAACACGACACGAAUGCAUUCAAGGGUAAAGUUGUCCAUUCGAUGGAGUAUUCGGCCAUGGAUUCCCUGGCGGCAACGAAACUAAUCAAAGGAAAAAAGGUUGCUGUCAUUGGUUCCAAAAAAUGUGCUGUUGACGUGACAACACAAUGUUCUAAUGUCAAUGGGGUUGACAAUGCUUGUACAAUGAUCCAAAGGACAGUUUAUUGGAUGGUGCCCAUCAGCCAUUACCAAAAUACUCGGGCUACCGGUUUCCUCUUAAUGAGCCGAUUCUCCGAGCUCAUGGUUCAUAAACCGGGCGAGCACUGCCUUCACAGCCUUUUAGCCACUCUUUUCUCUCCACUGAGAUGGUGUACAUCAAAGAUAAUAGAGAAAUAUCUAAAACAUAAACUUCCAUUGAAGAAAUAUGGUAUGAUACCAAAACACGGCUUCCUUCAGCAAUACUCUUCGUGCCAAACUCCCGUGAUUCCUGAUAACUUUUACGACAAAGUAAUAGAAGGAAGCAUCCUUCUCAAGAAAUCACAGAACUUAAGCUUUUGCUACGAAGGAGUGAUCAUCGACGGUCAAGAUCAGCCUGUGAAAGCAGACGUUGUGAUCCUCGCCACUGGUUUCAGGGGAGACGACAAGCUCAAGAACAUCUUCGGGUCCACUUCUUUCCAAAAAUGUAUCAAGGGUUUGCCUAACACAGCUAGGGUUCCACUCUAUAGAGAGAUAAUCCAACCAAGAGUUCCACAGCUAGCGGUGAUAGGGUAUACUCAGGGAAGGACGGCUCUGCAUUCAUCGGAAAUAGGGUGUCAAUGGAUAUCUCAAUUUCUUGGAGGAAGCUUUGAUUUUCCAAGUAUUAUGGAGAUGGAGAAGGAAGUGAUGCAGUGGGAAGAACAUGCCCGGAGAUACGCCGGAAAAUCUUGUUGGAGGUCGUUUAUUGCCUUACCCAUUUGGUAUAAUGAUCAAAUGUGCAAGGAUAUGGGAUGUGAUCAUCGACGGAAGAAGGGAGUUCUCAAGGAGCUUUUUGGAUCAUAUGGGCCGUCUGAUUAUGCAGGACUAGUCAACGUGAGGGAUUGAGAGGGGGAGAGAAGAUAAAGAUCAAUAAGA
Messenger RNA from Impatiens glandulifera, 1619 nucleotides. RefSeq names its product probable flavin-containing monooxygenase 1. The record is from RefSeq and is a predicted model, not a curated record. Lineage: Eukaryota; Viridiplantae; Streptophyta; Magnoliopsida; Ericales; Balsaminaceae. The transcript has 5 exons. The coding region runs from base 15 to 1589 and encodes 524 amino acids. Gene Ontology annotation, molecular function: N,N-dimethylaniline monooxygenase activity; flavin adenine dinucleotide binding; NADP binding.